AUGCCAAGUACGGGAGACCCUGGCCUCAGACCCCAGACACUUGACCCCUCUGACCGCGUCCUUCCUUUCAUAGUCCGUCCCUUCGAUGAAUGGGCCGUGGGUCGCACCCAGUCCCUCCCUCUUUCCGCCCUCAAAGGCGCCGUUGUCGGAAUCGAUGCGUCGCACUACAUCUCCCAGCACCUCGUCAACCAGUCUACCCGGGAAGCGCUGCUGAGCGCGCUCGGUGGAUUCCCCUUCGCCCUGAGGAGCAACAUCGAGAAAGAGCUCCAGACCUUCAAAAACCUCGGUAUCGGCAGCGUCUUCGUCUUCAAUGGCCUCGAAUUUGGCAAAAAGGAUCAGCGCCCUGCCGCCCAACCCACUUCGACGCGCCCAUUCGAACAAGCAUGGGAACUCUACGAUCAACAGCAGGCAGACCAAGUGGUGGACGCCUUCAGCAACGCUGGCACCCCGCCCCCGGAAACCCUUUACAAAUUCCUGCAACGGAUCCUUCACCAGAACGGCGUUCCCUUCCUCGUGGCCCCCUACAGUGCGGCGGCUCAGCUCUCCUACCUCACUCGCGGCCCCAAUCCUGUGGUGGAUGCAGUCUACGGACCGUCAGAGAUCCUUCUGUUCGACCUUGACAAGCUGGUCACCAAAAUUGAGACCGAGCCCGCACAGUUCUUUUGGGUUACGAAGCAGACUUGCCAGGAAGAACUCGGGCGACUGUCGAAUGAACAAUUCCUCGAUUUCUUGCUGCUGCUAGGCUCCCCUUUCUUGCGCUCUUUCCCGGUGUUCGAGAACCCCGCCUUCACUGGAAAGGGACCAAAUGUUCGGGAUGCUCUACCCAUGUUCAACGCGGCUGGGCGAAGCGCCCUGACGCUCUGCGCCCAGUUCGAAGACGACCGUCGCAUGCAAGAACUCCAGUACACGGACCGCUACAAACGGGCGUACAUGGUCGUGAAGCACCAUGUGUACAUGGAUGUGGAUGGCCGAGUCGGCCCCAUGAAUGCGGAGAAUACCUCAUCUGACAUGCAUGAGCUCAUCGGCCAGCGUCUCCCCGAGGAGCUAUAUUUCUACCUCUCCAAGGGUGUUAUGGGGGCUGACGUCCCGAACUUUUUGACAUCGGGCGAAGUGCGCAUCCAGCUACCCCUUGGUGCAGAAGAUACAGAGGUUUACCGUCAACUUGUGGGAGACAAACUCACUCCGGUCCGCACGCAGUCUAUUUGCUUGUUGGCAAACUCGCUUCACCGCUUCUACCAGACUAAAGUGAUCCAUGUGCGCCCGUGGUUUGACGAAAACUCAGAGAGGUCUAUCAACCUCAAGGGAAUCCCGUCGGUCAAGGAGACCAUCCAGCCCUGGAAGGUCCAUGGAGACCAGUUCCCAGAGAGUGUUAAGAAACUGCAAGCGGCUCGCGGGUCCUUCAAGUUUGCCAUUCAGAGCUUGAAGGAGUCGGACUUUGUGUCCAAAUCGUUCGCUGCGAAGGACACCCCCAUUCUAUCGUCACAACAGGAUAUCUUGUCGAAUGUGAUGUGGCGAUUCCUACAACUGCGUGGUUAUGUUAAUGAGAAACACGAGCUUACCGGGUGGGGCAAGUGCCUGGGGCAAGCGCUAUCGGCGAUGGACUCUACAGACAAUCUCGAGGAAGCGGUGUUCCUGGCCAUUGAGAUGCUUCGGCUGGAACUCUUGAACACCGAGCACUGGUUCUCACAUGUGUCUGGUGGCCCGAUGCGAGGAUCAGAGGAGGAUAAGAAGUUCAACAUGCUUGUUUCGCGAGUAGCAUGUAUCGCGAAGCUCCAACACAAGAGCAUUGGAUACUCCGGCCCUCUGAGCCGUCAGCUCCUCUGCUACCGCUCGCUGAUCGCCGAGGUGCGCUCUACGUUGAGGAACCUGAUUGAGGUGGUGAUGGCUGGCCUGUUCUUGAGCGGAGAGGCCGACCGGGAUCGGAAUGACUGGACCGAGAUGAGCUUGAAACUUCCUUUCAUCGAUGAUAAUGACUGCGGUCUUGGAAUUGCUGUUCGCACCUAUCUGGAUGACCUUCCUCUACAAGCGGACCCUACCUCGCCCGAUGCUCGGGCGGAGGUCAAGGCAAAGGGCAAGGAAUGGUUCCAGCAUAGCGAAAGCUUCACCGGCAACUUGGACCGGGCGUUUAAGCUUUGGGAUGCGGUCUACCAUGGCACCCAGAAUGCAGGCGACGAGUUCAAGGAUGCCAAGCUCUGGAGUAACGCGAACAAGUGGCUGUCGGAGCGCCGGUGA
This is a messenger RNA of Penicillium riverlandense, 2232 nucleotides long. Its product is annotated as MKT1 family protein. The transcript is spliced from 6 exons. The coding region runs from base 1 to 2232 and encodes 743 amino acids. NCBI's taxonomy places the organism in Eukaryota, Fungi, Ascomycota, Eurotiomycetes, Eurotiales, Aspergillaceae. The record is from RefSeq and is a predicted model, not a curated record. Gene Ontology annotation, biological process: mismatch repair; DNA double-strand break processing; DNA recombination. Gene Ontology annotation, molecular function: 5'-3' DNA exonuclease activity; 5'-flap endonuclease activity. Gene Ontology annotation, cellular component: nucleus.